Candidula unifasciata is the source of this 417-nucleotide messenger RNA. The record is from the annotation of a GenBank genome assembly. NCBI's taxonomy places the organism in Eukaryota, Metazoa, Mollusca, Gastropoda, Stylommatophora, Geomitridae.
AUGUCACUGGACCAGUUUGUAGGAACGUGGGUAGAAGCAAAGAAGGAAGGAUUUCAUGGUUUGGCAGCAGCUUUAGGCCUCUCCGAUGAACAGCGCACGUUCUUUGAGAACAGUCAGUCGCAGCUGACGUACGAGAGAGACGGAGACACUUGGACCAUUCACGUAGGGAUCGUGGGGAUACCGCAGACAACGACCUUCACAUUCAAGAUGGGUCAACUGUACGACUCUACAAACAUUGACGGGUCUCCGCUGAAGAGCGUCAUCAGACAAGAUGGCAGCCGACUGGUCGAGCGACAUGAGAGCAACGGUCAACGCACAUUCGUCAUGGACAUCGUUCGUGACGUCAGCGGGGAUACCAUGAACGCGACAACUUCCAUUGGAGGUAUGGCCAUGCAGACGAUAUACAAGAGAGUGUGA